Molecule: messenger RNA, 2948 nt
Organism: Solea solea (common sole)
Lineage: Eukaryota; Metazoa; Chordata; Actinopteri; Pleuronectiformes; Soleidae
Product: dynein, cytoplasmic 1, intermediate chain 2a-like
Exons: 17
Coding region: 106-2058 (650 amino acids)
Biological process (GO): transport along microtubule
Cellular component (GO): cytoplasmic dynein complex
Molecular function (GO): dynein light chain binding; dynein heavy chain binding
Source: RefSeq, a predicted model, not a curated record
UCAUCACCACCAUCACUCCUCCCCACACACACACACACACAGUAAGACACUCCAAUUUGGACUCUGUUGUUUUCUGUCCACUUCCGUCCAACGUCUGUCACCAGGAUGUCCGACAAAAGUGAGCUGAAGGCCGAGCUGGAGAGGAAGAAACAACGGAUUGCACAGAUUCGCGAAGAGAAGAAGCGAAAAGAAGAGGAGAAGAAAAAGAAGGAUGGAGAUUCAAAGCGUGGAGCUGAGUCAGGCGGUGGAGGAUCUGGUGGCCAUGAAGACUCUGACCUGGAGAGGAAGAGGAGGGAGGCGGAGGCCCUGCUGCAGAGUGUUGGCAUCACCCCUGACAUACAGCAUGCUCAUCCCCUAAGGGUAGUAACAGAAGAUACGUGUGUGUUUCACUACCUAGUCCCUGCCCCCAUGUCUCCCUCCAACAAAUCAGUGGGCAGUGAUGCAGGAAGCCAAGAUUCUGGGGAUGGAAACGCAGGACCAAGGACAUUGCAUUGGGAUCCUGACCCUUCUACUCUGCAACUCCACUCCGACUCUGAGCUGAUGGGACGUGCAUCUGUAAGGCUGGGCAUGUCCAAAGUGACCCAGGUGGACUUUGUCCCCAAAGAAAUGGUGUCUUACUGCAAAGAAACACAGACACCCACCGAGGCACUAACACAUGCUGAUCAAAAAGCAGAUGAGGAAGAGGAUGAGGAGAUAACUGCUCCCCAACCAGUGGAGGACACCCAGGAGAAAGAUGAACAUGGUGAACAGCAGGAAGAGGACACUCCCAAGGAGCUGACAGAAGAAGAGAAGCUGCAGGUCUUGCACUCGGAGGAGUUCUUAUCUUUUUUCGAGCGAGGCAGCAGAAUUGUGGAGAGAGCUCUUGCUGAGCAGGUGGACGUCUGCUUCGACUACAGCGGCAGAGAUCUGGAGGACAAGGAGGGUGACUUGCAGGCUGGUGCAAAGUUGGUUCUGAACAGACAGUUUGCAGAUGAGCACUGGACUAAGAACAGAGUGGUGACCUGUCUUGACUGGUCUCCUCAGUUCCCAGAACUGUUAGUGGCCUCAUACAACAACAACGAUGAAGCUCCCUAUGAGCCUGACGGCGUGGCACUGGUCUGGAACAUGAAGUACAAGAAGGCCACACCUGAGUACAUCUUCCACUGCCAAUCAGAGGUGAUGUCUGCUGGAUUUGCAAAGUUUCACCCCAACCUGGUGGUGGGUGGGACGUACUCUGGACAGAUUGUCUUGUGGGACAACAGGAGCAACAAACGCACCCCUGUUCAGAGAACACCGCUGUCUGCAGCUGCACAUACACACCCAGUCUACUGUGUGAAUGUGGUAGGAACCCAGAAUGCCAACAACCUGAUCAGCAUUUCCACUGAUGGCAAAAUGUGCUCCUGGAGCCUUGACAUGCUCUCGCAGCCACAGGACAGUCUGGAGCUCGUGUUCAAACAGAGCAAGGCCGUGGCUGUCACCUCCAUGGCUUUCCCUCUGGGAGAUGUGAACAACUUUGUAGUGGGAAGUGAAGACGGCUCUGUCUAUACUGCCUGUCGCCAUGGGAGUAAGGCUGGUAUCACUGAAGUGUUUGAAGGGCACCAUGGUCCAGUGACUGGGCUGAGCUGUCACAGCGCUGGUGGACCUGUCGACUUCUCUCAUCUCUUCAUCUCCUCCUCUUUUGAUUGGACCGUCAAACUGUGGAGCACUAAAAGUACUCGUCCACUGUACUCAUUCGAGGACAGUUGUGACUACGUCUAUGAUGCAAUGUGGUCUCCGACACACCCUGCUCUUUUUGCUUGUGUGGACCUAUCAGGACGACUGGACCUGUGGAACCUCAACAACGAUACUGAAGUUCCCACUGCCAGUGUGUGUGUGGAAGGGUCUCCAGCGCUGAACCGCGUGAGAUGGGCUCACACUGGGAAAGAGAUCGCUACUGGGGACUCAGACGGACAGGUGCAGGUCUACGAUGUAGGCGAGCAAAUCUGCGUUCCCAAGGCCGAUGAAUGGACGCGGUUCGUCAGGACACUGGCCGAGAUCAACGAGAACCGAGAUGAAGCUGAGGAACUCGCCAAUGUGUAAUGUCACAAACCAACCCUGCAAACAACCACUGACAUGUUACUACCAUAUACACUUACAGCGCACUACAUGGACACUGCCUGAGGAGCUUUUCUCUUUUCUCUCUGGACCCCGACUUUUCCUCUCACUACAACAUGAACUGGUCUUGACGAGAUGAGCAGAGCUAGAAUGGAUAGAAAAAGAGAUCUAGAUGUGUUUUUAAAUGUCAUUGAGGGUAUAUUUGUAGAAACGGUGAAUGUGAUAUGUAGCAGUAGUUGUACAAAAGUGAAGUGGUUGAAAGUUUAACUGAAAGGAAAACACUUACUACUCUAGCUUUGACAUCUCAUCCUCAGGGCUCUGAAAACCGCUCUUCUCCUGAGGUCUCAACAUACUCAGCCCUUUUUAAAAUAUGCAAUCCUUUGUACUUGCACCUUUUUUAAUUACCAUUGUAGUGUUUUUACGUGUUUAAAUAUUUUCUGGACACAUUUGUGCACAGUUGCAGAGCGUUUCAGGUGAGUGGAAGAAACAGCUGACAUAGUUUCAUUUCCCCUUUAAACACUGCAGCUCGUAAAAGUCAAACAGAACAUCUAUCUAAACACACUGUGGCUUGUGCAGAAAUGUGUCACACUUACAUUUUAACAAUUACAAUAUUUAAUAUUUAUUGGCUGGUGGCACUUAAAUAUUGUGUAUUUAAAAAUGCUGCUUUGUACUAAGAGCUUGAUUAGGGACAUUCCUCAAAUUACCGCAAGCUUUUUACCAGGCAAAUUCAAACUACACUUGCCUUGAAUUAUUGACACUACUACAGUUAAGUUUGUUUUCCGAUUAACAUGCUGUACCCGUCUUAAGUAGUAUAAGUUUUGACAUGUCCUCUGUAAGAGGAUUCAAAAAUAAAUAAAAUGAAGUUAUUUAAAUUA